AUGCCACGUAAGCUACGUAAGAAUAUACGUAAGAGGAAGGGAGCAUUGAAACAUCCAAUAGUAAAACUGACACCACAACAACAGUUGCAACAACAAAUGAUGAAUGACCCCACUAUGUUGCAACAAAUGUCAAGCAACCCUAUGCUUUUAAACCGAGUUAUUGGUGCACAGAGUGGAGGUUUAAGAGCGGCACUUUUAGCGAAAAUGGCAGGCUAUGGUGGAGCUGCAGACGGAACAGCUUAUAACCCUCAAAGUCAAAUGAAUUUGAGUUCACUCAAAAAUCAAAUAACAGAUGUAUCUCAUACCGAAAUGGCUCACAAAAAAAGUGACAUUUUUUGGCGCCAAUAA
Messenger RNA from Trichomonas vaginalis G3, 348 nucleotides. Its product is annotated as protein of unknown function, DUF4106 family. The transcript has a single exon. Lineage: Eukaryota; Parabasalia; Trichomonadida; Trichomonadidae. The record is from RefSeq and is a predicted model, not a curated record. The coding region runs from base 1 to 348 and encodes 115 amino acids.